Tremella mesenterica DSM 1558 is the source of this 2073-nucleotide messenger RNA. RefSeq lists its product as uncharacterized. The transcript has 5 exons. Bases 1 to 2073 code for a protein of 690 amino acids. Lineage: Eukaryota; Fungi; Basidiomycota; Tremellomycetes; Tremellales; Tremellaceae. Gene Ontology annotation, molecular function: glucosaminyl-phosphatidylinositol O-acyltransferase activity. Gene Ontology annotation, cellular component: membrane; endoplasmic reticulum. The record is from RefSeq and is a predicted model, not a curated record. Gene Ontology annotation, biological process: protein localization to plasma membrane; GPI anchor biosynthetic process.
AUGUCAGACUACAAAACAGUCAAAGAGGCUUUCGUAUCCAACAAUCCCGGACAGAAUGUGUGGACUAUCAACUCUAUCUCCUUGGUCGCUCUCUCAUCUUAUGCUCUUUACGCUUCUCUCGUCGGUCGUACCACUCCCAAUGUCAUCGUUGACUAUCUCACAACCGUCUUACCACUCCUCUUAUCAAUCACGAUUUUCUCCUCUCAUUCAAUAAUCUUCAACCUCGCUAUUCUCUCUUUAGUCUUUCUCAUCUCCAUACUUCAACCUCGCGGAAAACCCAACCAACAUAUUGUUCAAGAAAAAGAAAAAGGAGAAUGGUUAGAUGAAUCUGAUUCUGAUGAAGAACCUUCCCAACCUGCUGCCCCAACACCCACAUCACCUUUCGUCCCUGGUCAUGCUGCUCUUCCUUCUCAAGUACUCUCCGCUCAAGCUCAAUCACAACCUCUCUCUAGAUCUUCAUCUGGAUUAUCAGUUGGAGAACCAUUCUCUGCUAGGAAAAGAAGACACAGUCCUACACCUAGUACACAUACUCAUUUAGCUAUUGAUAUCCUGGCCACUCCAGAGGUUGACAGUACCUCCUUAGGAAAUGGUACGGUCAAUUAUCCAACUCAAAGAUUGGAAUGGGAGAGGGGAGAGAAUGAAGGAAAGGCAGGGAGGUUACCGUUUUUGUCGGUUUACAGAGCGCAUAUGAUGAUCAUGACCGUUCAUUGUAUUCUCGCUGUGGAUUUUAAUAUAUUUCCAAGAUCUCAAGGGAAAUGUGAAGAUUUCGGAACAAGUUUGAUGGACGUCGGUGUCGGAUCUUUCGUCUUCUCUCUCGGUCUAGUCUCUUCACGUUCUUUCUUACCGCAUUCCAUCACCUCACCUCCUACUCCGGUUCUAUCUCAAGUAUUACGGGCAAUGAAGAAAUCCGCUCCUGUGUUAUUGCUAGGGUUAGUAAGAGUGAUCAUGGUCAAGGGUUCUGAUUAUCCUGAACACGUCACGGAAUACGGUGUGCAUUGGAACUUUUUCUUCACACUUGGUCUCAUGCCUAUUUUUGGAAUUCUUCUACGUCCAUUGAGAGAAACUAAACUUCGUUGGUCUAUCCUUGGUCUUCUCAUUGCGACAGUCCAUCAACUCUCCUUACACUAUGCAGGUAUACAAACCUGGGUAUUGUCACCUCUUCGAAACAACCUUUUAAGUCAAAAUAAAGAAGGUCUCGUUUCUCUUCCUGGAUAUUUAUCAAUCUAUCUACUCGGAUUAGCAGCAGGUGAACAUAUUUUACGUUUUUCACAAUCCGUACAUCAUACCAUCUCUUCUUACUCCCCACUCACGUCUAUACCCCCAUACCAUAACUCGACCUCGACAUCAAUGGCCCCCUUCCCCUUCAACUCCUCCUCGACUUCCCCCUCCUCGUCAUCUUCAACAUCCACUUCCAGUCCGAAUCCAAUUCCAAAUCCCAUCCAUUCCUUUCAAAUCAACAACCAAACCAUCCGUAUCCAUCGAGAAAAAGAUCAUGAAAAACGUCGAACAGAAUUAUCUCUGGAACUAUUCAGCUAUUCCCUUACCUUCUGGCUAGCGUUUUAUCUGGUGACUUUCAUAACACCCGUUUCUAGACGAAUGGCAAACUUGUCAUACGUAUUAUGGAUAUCCGCAUAUAACACUUCUUUUCUACUAGGUUAUCUACUCAUCGAAAUCUUAUUCUUCUCAUUUUCUCCACAAACCAUCACUUCACAUGAAAACCAUUUUGACAACCGCGGUGAUUCUCUCGACACCGGUAGAAGUCAUCUUGAAACUAGUAGAAAUUUUUCUGAAACCCGACGGAAUUUCGUUAACCAAAGAAAUAACCCAGAACACAGCACGAGUUCAUCACAGAGAGAUGAUAAGAUGGAUAAAAGAUCUCCAGGAUUAUUAGAAGCGAUCAACCGAAAUGGAUUGAUCAUUUUCUUAGUGGCGAACCUCUUAACCGGGUUGAUCAACCUCAGUAUGGAAACAAUAUACGUCAAAGAAGGAAUUGCUUUGAUAGUUUUGGUUGGAUAUAGUGCGGGAAUAUGUUUGAUAGCUUGGUUUUUGAGAGGACUGAGAUUACGAUUAUGA